This is a messenger RNA of Dioscorea cayenensis subsp. rotundata (Guinea yam), 1065 nucleotides long. RefSeq lists its product as uncharacterized. NCBI's taxonomy places the organism in Eukaryota, Viridiplantae, Streptophyta, Magnoliopsida, Dioscoreales, Dioscoreaceae. The record is from RefSeq and is a predicted model, not a curated record. The transcript is spliced from 4 exons. The coding region runs from base 1 to 1065 and encodes 354 amino acids.
AUGUCGCUCAACAGGGCCACAUUUCCACCCCAUCAACAACCUGCGGGUGUUCUAUCCAUCUGGCCUUCGUCAGAAGAUCAUGAGAUUGUUUCAAUGGAAGUCGGUGAUCAGUUUUCUGAUAGUGAACAUUUUAAGGAUGCACUUAGGAAUUUUGCUAUCAAACACAAUUUUAACUGUACAUUCAUCAAGAAUGACAAGCAGAGAGUGACUGUCAAGUGUGCUGCUGAAGGUUGUGAAUGGCGUGCCCACGCGUCCAUGGAAGGAUGUAGGCCAUUGCUAUACCUAGAUGGAACUUACUUGCUCGGUAAAUACGGGGGCUUUGUUAGGUGCAACGGAAAAAGAUGGGAACGAUGGUCCAAGGGCCUUAUCAAUGCUAUCGCGAAGGUAUUCCCUUCCUCACCGCAUGCAUAUUGUUUGCGCCACUUGGAAGCAAACUUCAUGAAAGCAAAUGUCAAACUUGGCAAGUCACUGAAAGAAAGGUGCUGGUCUAUAUUAUCGAGAAUUGCGUUUUCAUGUGCUGAAAAAGAAUUCGAUGACAUUGUUGCCGAUCUGUUAAACACAUCGGUGGAUGCACAUCAAUGGUUGGUGCAGAAAUCCGAUCUGGCGCACUGGGCGAACUAUAUGUUCAAAGGUGAGAGAUGGGGGGAGAUGUACUCAAACGUGGCAGAGUCGUUUAAUGCAUGGAUAAAAGAGGCACGCCUUCUUCUUGUCACAAACAUGGUAGACUCGAUAAGGUGGCAGGUAUAUGGCAUUCCACGCAAACAUGCAUGUGCGGCAAUACUACAAACAGACAUAAAUAUUCAUCGAUAUGUCGAUGACUACUUCACAGUGGACUCUUACCGACAAGCAUAUGCAGAAGCCAUAUUCCCAGUACCAGAUAAUGACAAACCAGAUGAUAUCAACCGCGAACUACUUGUGCACCCUCCAAUCACCAAGAAGCCAGUUGGUCGGCCAAGACAGAAGCGUCUAGAGUCACAAACAUCAAUCAUUCGUGAAUUACGAUGCAGCCGUUGGCAUGAUGCUGGUCAUAACCGUAGAUCUUGUAAUGCAUCGAUAGCUGACUGA